Molecule: messenger RNA, 1407 nt
Organism: Triticum aestivum (bread wheat)
Lineage: Eukaryota; Viridiplantae; Streptophyta; Magnoliopsida; Poales; Poaceae
Product: probable O-methyltransferase 2
Exons: 2
Coding region: 77-1195 (372 amino acids)
Molecular function (GO): protein dimerization activity; O-methyltransferase activity
Source: RefSeq, a predicted model, not a curated record
AUAACAUCAGUGGAUCGAGAACUGAGCAACACUACUACACACACAAGAGCCAGCCAGAGUGAUAGAGAGGAGAGCAAUGGCCGGUCAGGCGCCGACCAUCCAGGUUCCCACGGAUGCCGAGCUGCUGCAGGCACAGGCUGACCUGUGGCGCCACAGCCUCUACUACCUCACGUCCAUGGGGCUCCGCUGCGCCAUCAAGCUCGGCAUCCCGACGGCCAUCCACAACUUUGGCGGUGUCACCUCGCUGCCGGAUCUGAUGGCUGCAUUGUCGCUCCCUGCAAGUAAGCAGCCAUUCCUCGGCCGCCUGAUGCGUGUGCUGGUCACGUCGGGCGUCUUUGCAGCCGGCGGCGACAACUCCCACUCCGAGGCGGAGGCGGAGCUGUUCCGGCUCAACCCGCUGUCGCGCAUCCUGGUGGACGGCGUGGUGGCGGACGAGCACCACAGCCAGACGUCCUUCGUGCUCGCCGCGACGUCGCCGUUCUACACGGAGGCGGCCCUGGGGCUGGCCGACUGGUUCAGGAAAGACAUCGCGGGGCCGGUGCCGUCACCGUUCGAGGACGUGCAUGGCGCGUCGCUCUUCCACGAGAGCACGGCGCUCCUGGACCAGGAGCUCGACGAGCUGGUCACCGAAGGUCUGGCCGCCCAUGACAACCUAGGGAUUGGCACGAUCAUGCGGGAGUGCCAUGACCUCUUCAAGGGGCUUGAGUCUCUUACUGACUGUUGUGGUGGCGAUGGGACGACGGCGAGGGCCAUCACCAAGGCCCAUCCGCAUGUCAAGUGCACCGUGCUGGACCUUCCCAAGGUGAUCGACAAAGCUCCUUCUGACGGGAUCGUCAACUAUGUUGCUGGUGACUUGUUCCACUCCGUUCCAAAGUCUCAGGCUGUGAUGCUCAAGCUUGUGCUGCACCACUGGAGUGAUGAGGACUGUGUGAAGAUCUUGUCCCAAUGUAAGGAUGCCAUUCCUUCACAUGAGGAGGGAGGAAAGGUGAUCAUUAUAGAUAUUGUGGUUGGGCCUUCAUUAGGACCAGUAAUAUUUGAGGCCCAGCUUUUGAUGGACAUGCUCAUGCUUGUGAACACAAGAGGUCGUCAACGUACUGAGAAUGACUGGCGUGAGCUAUUCAUGGAGGCAGGGUUCAGUGACUAUAAAAUUGUCAAGAAACUAGGAGCACGAGGUGUCUUCGAGGUCUAUAAGUGAAGGGUUUCACAGAAAAUGCAAGGUCUAUCCAUGAAGGGAAUGCUCUGAAGUACCCUAGCAGCAUGGUUUAUUUAUAUAUGCUCCGGUGAAGGAAAUAAAAAGAGUGCCUUACAUCUUCUCAAGGAAAUUGUCAUGUAUCAUGUUAAGCAUGGUUACCCUGUCAUCUUUGUAUGUUUUCAUCCAUAAGUAUUAAUAUAAUCAGUUAUCAGUUA